AUGAGGUUUACCAUUAAUAGAGACGAGCUGGCAAGAGCGGAAAUACUCGAGUUCAAAGGGGAGUUUGAAAGACUUGAAGAGCUUGAGAUGGAAAUAAAGGACAGAAAGGUGCUUUUUAAAACCUCUUAUCUGACGGGAGAAAAGAAAGAAGUUCCAGAGCACAUAAUAUUUCAAAUAAAAGACAAAAAAAUGGAAGCACUCGCUAUAGCAGAUGAGUACUUUCUGUUUGAUAAGCCCCUCAAGUACAUACCUAAAAAGAAGUCAAAAUAA
Messenger RNA from Nematocida minor, 270 nucleotides. RefSeq lists its product as uncharacterized. Lineage: Eukaryota; Fungi; Microsporidia. Bases 1 to 270 code for a protein of 89 amino acids. The transcript has a single exon. The record is from RefSeq and is a predicted model, not a curated record.